ACCGGGAGGUCGGGUUACCUCAGCCCUCGGGCUGCGUCGCUGUCGAUCAGCGAGUAAAGGAGUCGGGCCAUGGGUGACAGCGAUGACGAAUAUGACCGGCGGCGCAGAGAUAAGUUUCGCCGAGAGAGGAGCGACUAUGACCGGUCCCGCGAGAGAGACGACAGGCGACGAGAUGACUGGAAUGACAGAGAGUGGGACAGGGGGAGAGAGCGGCGAAGUCGAGAGUACCGAGAUUACGACCGAGGGAGAAGGGAGCGUUUCUCCCCACCGCGACAUGACCUCAGCCCGCCCCAGAAGCGCGUACGCCGUGAUUGGGAGGAUCAUGUUGCAGAUCCCUAUCACACUGGCUAUGAGAUGCCGUAUGCUGGUGGGGGAGGUCCCAGUUACGGCCCCCCUCAACCCUGGGGGCACCCGGAUAUUCACAUAAUGCAGCAGCACCACGGGAUUCCCAUCCAGGCCAGUCUCCUUCUCACCCCUAGGCUGGGCAACCUACAUGAGCUGGAGGUGGGGCCUCCACCCCCAGUAAUGAAGACCUUCAAAGAAUUCCUGCUGUCUCUGGACGACUCUGUCGACGAGACCGAAUCAGUGAAACGCUACAAUGACUACAAGAUCGAAUUCCGUCGGCAACAGAUGCAGGAUUUCUUCCUGGCCCACAAGGACGAGGAAUGGUUCCGCUCUAAGUAUCACCCGGAUGAGGCUGGGAAGCGCAAGCAGGAGGCUGACUUUGGCCUUCGCACGCGACUCAGUGUUUACUGUUACCUGAUGGAGCACGGCUGGUUUGAUGGCCUCUCACUCGACAUUGAUAAAGCCAACAUCAUCAUGAAGGCAUUAGACGCAGCUGUUAUAAAGAUGGAGGGCGGAACGCAAAUCGAUGUAAAAAUUCUAGACCUUGAGGAUGAAGAGGAAAAGACAGACAAAAUGGAGCCUGCAAAGAAGGAAGAGGGGCGGAUCUUGGAUAAUGACAGAAAGGUGGUGGAGAAAGAGAAGGAAGAAGAUACCAGAAAGGCAGAAGGCAAUGAGCAGUCGGUCGAUGUGAAGAUGCAACAGGAUAAGGAUGACGGCAAAUCAAAGGAACUGCCUGAUGAGGAGAAGGGCGAGGAUGGGGAAGACAAGGAUGAAGCUGAACAGCGCGAGCCGGCCAAGGAGAGCUCUGUGCCUGCAAAGGCUGCAAAGAAGCGGAAGAGGAAGCACAGUGGAGACGAUAGCUACGAUGAGGAUGAUGCCACUGCCUCCGACUCAGAGUCCGAGCCUGAAAUAGUGCCACCGGGUGUUGAAAGAAAGGAAGAUGAGGACCCAGGGAAGCAAAAGGAAGAUGAUGAGAAGACUGAGAAAGAAGAAGAGCCGAAACAAGAGAGAAAGGAGGAAGAAAAGCACAAAGAAAAACCCAAGGAGGAGAAGAAGGAAAUGGAUGUCACUCCUAAGCCUCGGCCGCUUCACAAAACCUGCUCGUUGUUUAUGAGGAGCAUUGCUCCAAAUAUCUCAAAGGCUGAAAUCAUAUCGCUUUGUAAACGUUUCCCUGGCUUCAUGAGAGUGGCAUUAUCUGACCCACAGCCAGAGCGCAGGUUUUUCCGGAGAGCGUGGGUCACCUUCGAUCGAAGUGUCAACAUCAAGGAAAUCUGUUGGAAUCUCCAGAAUAUCCGACUGCGCGACUGCGAGCUGAGCCCAGUAGUAAACCGUGACCUGGCCAGGCGUGUCCGCAGCAUCAACGGCAUCACGCAGCACAAGCAGAUUGUCCGCAACGACAUCAAACUGGCAGCUAAACUCAUCCAUUCGCUGGACGACCGCUCACAGCUCUGGUCAUCCGAGACUGUAAACGAGGACGGGAGAGUUGAGAGCCUGUCUUCCCAGAACCCCAUCCUAAAAAACAUCACAGAUUACCUGAUUGAGGAGGUGAGUGCAGAGGAAGAGGAGUUACUGGGAAAUCCCACUGACACAACUGACGAUGGACCAAAGGAGGGCAACCCAGAGGUCAACAUUGAGAGAGAUGAGAAGCUGAUUAAGGUUCUAGACAAACUGCUGCUUUAUCUGCGCAUAGUGCAUUCCAUCGAUUACUACAACACCUGUGAAUACCCAAAUGAGGAUGAAAUGCCCAAUCGGUGUGGGAUCGUACACGUCCGCGGACCUCUGCCUCCUAACCGAGUCUCACAGCAUGAAGUUGUGGAGUGGCAGAAGAUGUUUGAGGAGAAGUUGACGCCUCUGUUUAGUGUGAGGGAAAGUCUUUCUGAGGAAGAGGCAGCAAAGAUGGGCAAGAAGGAUCCUGAGCAGGAAGUGGAGAAGUUUAUCGUUGCUAAUACACAGGAGCUCGCCAAGGACAAGUGGCUGUGUCCUCUGAGUGGAAAGAAGUUCAAGGGCCCAGAAUUUGUGCGUAAGCACAUCUUCAACAAACACAGUGAAAAGAUUGAAGAGGUUAAAAAGGAAGUUUCAUUCUUCAAUCACUUCCUAAUGGAUGCAAAGCGACCUGCUCUGCCGGAGAUAAAACCCAAUCAGCCACCUGCACCAGGAGCCCAGGCAAUGGGUUUGACUCCAGCCAUGGGUUACCCUCAUCCUUCUCCUCAGGGCUUGCUGGGAUUUGGUCAGCCACGUCCCCCCGUCAUGGGAUAUGGAGCGGGACCUGCCUACCCCCCUCCUCAGUAUGCUGGGCGGGGAUCUUAUGAUGCAUAUCGAGGACAAGGAGGUUAUCCCGGAAAACCAAGAAACAGGAUUUUGCGGGGGGAUCCCAGGAACAUUGUGGAGUACAGAGACCUGGAUGCCCCAGAGGACGUGGACUUUUUCUGAACAGCCCCAAUUUGGUGUCCAGUACAGUGUUGGUUACUGUUCCCCUCGGGAGCAGAGGGAACCUGGUGUAGCAAUCGCAUCAUUUUGUUGAGGCAGACACAAUGUGUAAUAAAGUAGGGUUUGUUUUCUCUGGGAACAUUAUCUCUCCCUCUCUCCCCCCCCUCUCU
Pristis pectinata (smalltooth sawfish) is the source of this 2942-nucleotide messenger RNA. It is a transcript of the gene srrt, whose product is annotated as serrate RNA effector molecule homolog (Arabidopsis). Gene Ontology annotation, cellular component: nuclear body. Lineage: Eukaryota; Metazoa; Chordata; Chondrichthyes; Rhinopristiformes; Pristidae. The transcript is spliced from 21 exons. Gene Ontology annotation, biological process: mRNA processing; primary miRNA processing. The record is from RefSeq and is a predicted model, not a curated record. Bases 70 to 2775 code for a protein of 901 amino acids.